AUGACCUGUGUUUGUUUCAGGAUGUACACAGAAGAAGAAGCUAGGAAAUUAGGAGUGGUUGGCUGGGUUAAAAAUACUCGUCAAGGAACUGUAACGGGCCAAGUUCAGGGCCCAGAAGAUAAAGUAAAUGCCAU
Cariama cristata (Red-legged seriema) is the source of this 134-nucleotide messenger RNA. RefSeq names its product acylphosphatase-2-like. The record is from RefSeq and is a predicted model, not a curated record. The annotation marks the transcript as partial. Lineage: Eukaryota; Metazoa; Chordata; Aves; Cariamiformes; Cariamidae. Gene Ontology annotation, molecular function: acylphosphatase activity. The transcript has 3 exons.